AUGUGGGAGGCUGUACAGAGUCGGGGUAGUGGUGUUAUGUGGGAGAAUGUACAGAGUCGGGGUAGAGGUGUUAUAUGUGAGGCUCUACAGAGUCGGGGUAGAGGUGUUAUGUGGGAGAUUGUACAGAGUCAGUGUAGUGGUGUUAUGUGGGAGGCUGUACAGAGUCGGGGAAGUGGUGUUAUGUGGGAGAAUGUACAGAGUCGGGGGAGAGGUGUUAUAUGGGAGGCUCUACAGAGUCGGGGUAGAGGUGUUAUGUGGGAGGCUGUACAGCGUCGGGGUAGAGGGGUUAUGUGGGAGGCUGAACAGAGUCGGGGUAGAGGUGUUAUGUGUGAGGCUGUACAGAGUCAGGGGAGAGGUGUUAUGUGGGAGGCUGUACAGAGUCGGGGUAGUGGUGUUAUGUGGGAGGCUGUACAGAGUCAGGGGAGAGGUGUUAUGUGGGAGGCUGUACAGAGUCGGGGAAGUGGUGUUAUGUGGGAGAAUGUACAGAGUCGGGGAAGAGGUGUUAUAUGUGAGGCUCUACAGAGUCGGGGUAGAGGUGUUAUGUGGGAGAUUGUACAGAGUCAGUGUAGUGGUGUUAUGUGGGAGGCUCUACAGAGUCGGGGUAGAGGUGUUAUGUGGGAGGUUGUACAUUGUCGGGAUAGAGGUGUUAUGCGUCAGGUUGUACAGAGUCGGGGUAGAGGUGUUAUGUAG
Molecule: messenger RNA, 690 nt
Organism: Mizuhopecten yessoensis (Yesso scallop)
Lineage: Eukaryota; Metazoa; Mollusca; Bivalvia; Pectinida; Pectinidae
Exons: 1
Coding region: 1-690 (229 amino acids)
Source: RefSeq, a predicted model, not a curated record